AUGGAAGUAUUUUCAUAUCUUUUAAUCAUCUGCAGCAUCGCAGGAACACUACCCAAGUUGAGCUUCGCAUCUCCUGACUCAAGGAUACUAUAUGGGACCCCUGUGGACACCCUAAAACGAUUCCCUCAUCAAGUAACCAUCACCAGAGAAGUCUACGGCCGAACACAAUACUGCGGAGGAUCAAUAAUAUCUAAUGAAUGGAUCGUCACUGCAUUGAAUUGUGUGUCAAAUGCAAAUUUCACGGUACAAUUCCUCCUGAAUCACCUCCAAGGAACUCGGAAAUCUUUUGGUAUCUCAUUGGAUAGUUCAGCUGUUGUACCAUACCCAACGGGCUACGACAACAUCGCUCUCAUCAAGCUUCCAGUAACUCUCAAAUUUUCACAACUCCUGGCUCCUAUCAGAUAUAACAAAAUAGAUGAAGACUACGUUAGCAAUAGUUUAGUAGUGAUGCCCGGCUUUUCUCUAAAUGAGACCAGCGUUUUGACCUAUGGAAUGUUUAAGCUGCUCUCGCCGCGUCAAUGUCUGGCAACGUACGGCGAAAAAUAUGACAAAUAUCUACAAAUCUGCACUGUUGGUUGGGGUAACAGUAAACAGAUGCCAUGCGAAGGUAACGAGGGUGGUGGACUUGUAUCAGGAUGGCCACAAAAUCCAAGCCUAAUCGGAAUCUUCACUGAACCCACCUUUUGUAAAGAAGUGAUUCCCGCCGUAUAUCUGAAAUUAUCAGCAUAUGAAUCAUGGAUUGACCAGACCAUUUCCAACGUAUUUGGUCAGUCCGAGACCGGGUCGGGGUCUGACUCUGAGCCUGAGCCCUAA
This is a messenger RNA of Hermetia illucens (black soldier fly), 813 nucleotides long. RefSeq names its product trypsin 3A1-like. The coding region runs from base 1 to 813 and encodes 270 amino acids. The record is from RefSeq and is a predicted model, not a curated record. Lineage: Eukaryota; Metazoa; Arthropoda; Insecta; Diptera; Stratiomyidae. The transcript has a single exon. Gene Ontology annotation, biological process: proteolysis. Gene Ontology annotation, molecular function: serine-type endopeptidase activity.